Molecule: messenger RNA, 1239 nt
Organism: Prosopis cineraria
Lineage: Eukaryota; Viridiplantae; Streptophyta; Magnoliopsida; Fabales; Fabaceae
Product: probable leucine-rich repeat receptor-like protein kinase At1g35710
Exons: 2
Coding region: 1-1239 (412 amino acids)
Biological process (GO): hormone-mediated signaling pathway
Cellular component (GO): plasma membrane
Molecular function (GO): protein binding
Source: RefSeq, a predicted model, not a curated record
AUGGCCAGCAUAGAAAAAAUCAACCUUGCAAAUAACUUUCUUCAUGGACCUAUUCCGACUACCAUAGGAAAUCUAACAAAGCUCAAGAUCCUAAAUUUGAACAUAAACAAACUUAAUGGGAGCAUUCCAUUAGAGAUGAAUAACCUUACCGAGUUGAAUGAUUUACAACUUAGUGUAAAUGACUUUACCAGCAAUUUGCCACAGCAAAUUUGCCUUGCCUCAUCAGACUUAGACUUGAUAAUAAACCAACUUGCUGGAAAUCUAACAAGUGAUUUUAGGGCGUACCCAAAUUUGAAAUACAUCAAUUUGAGCGGCAAUAAAUUUUAUGGCCACAUUGCACCUUUGUGGGGGAAAUGUCAUAAUCUCACAGCACUCAAGAUUUCCAAUAACAAUCUUUCUGGAAGUAUACUUGCAGAAAUUAGAGAGGCAAUCAAUCUUGGAAAACUCAAUGUCUCUUCAAAUCACUUGACAGGAGAAAUUACAAAAGAAUUGGAAAAGAUGAUCUCACUGACAAGACUUUCUUUAAGCAAUAAUCAAUUUUCUGGCAAUAUUCCUCCAAAAAUAGGAUCAUUGAAUGAACUUGAAGAAUUGGAGUUGGCGGAAAAUUAUUUCGUUGGAUCAAUCCCCAAAGAGCUUGGAGGACUAAAUAAGUUAUGGCUAUUGAACUUGAGCAAAAAUAAGUUAGAGGGAAGUAUUCCCCUAGAAUUUGGUCUCUUAAAAGCUUUGCAAGAACUUGACCUUAGUGCAAAUAUGUUAAGGGGAACAAUACCAACAACCCUUGGAAGAUUAAUGAUGUUGGAAUAUUUGAACCUGUCAAAUAAUAAUCUCUCUGACAUAAUUCCAUCCAAUUUUGAUGACACGACAAGCUUGACAUCUGUGGACAUAUCAUACAACCAUUUAGAGGGACCUCUUCCAAACAUUCUUGCCUUUCGAAAUAUUACAUUUCAAGAAGUGAGGAAUAAUAGAGGUUUAUGUGGUAAUGUCACUACUUUAGAGGCUUGCAAUAGAAAUGGCAUUAACAUACCACAUGGUCGUAUGAACAAAAAUGUGAAACUAUCAAUGUUAGUACUUCUUUGUUUUGUGCCUCUAGUUAUAGUAGUGAGAGCAAUUUCUUAUGUUUUGAUUCAAAACUCAAGGAAGAAUGAAAGUCAAGAGCAGGAAGAACUAAGUUUAAACAUUUUCUCCAUGUCUUGCUUUGAUGGAAAAAUCUUGUAUGAAAAAGUUAUUGAAGUUAUAUAG